CCCUCUUCGGCUCCUGUAGCCAAGGAAAAAGUGUAUACGUCAUUGGUUACAAUGUAGCUGCUGAUCAAAGACAGUUUUGAUCGCUGGAGCUGUCAGCCAGCGAGGCAUGGAGACCACAGGAGAACAAGCUGCAUGCUCUGGAGUUUCCAAGUCGGACAUCCGGCAAAAAGUUUGGGACUACAUGGAAGCCAAUAACUUGGCUGAUUUCCCCAGACCAGUCCAUCACCGGAUCCCCAAUUUCAAGGGUUCUUUCCAGCUCGGUUACUCCAUCCAAACAUGCGACAUCUUUGAUAAAGCCAGGGAAGUCAAGGUGGAUCCGGACAAACCUCUGGAGGGAAUCCGACUGGCUGUGCUCCAGGCCAGGAAAACUCUCUUGGUGCCCACUCCUCGCCUAAGAACUGGGCUGUUUAACAGGAUUGUCCUCCCCCCUGGAGCAACGAAAGAAAUCCUAAGAAAAUGUGCUACCUCUCAGGGCGUCAGGGAUUACAGUGUACCUGUAGGGCUAGAUGCAAAGGUGCAGGUGGACCUGGUGGUAGUUGGGUCUGUGGCUGUUUCUGAGAAAGGUUGGCGGAUUGGGAAAGGGGAAGGCUACGCGGACAUGGAAUAUGCCAUGAUGGUCUCCAUGGGGGCUGUGAAAGAGGACACAGUGGUGGUCACGGCCGUUCACAACUGCCAGGUGAUGGACAUACCUGAAUCGCUCCUGGGUGACCACGAUCUCACUGUGGAUUAUAUCCUGACCCCAACGAGAACAAUCAAGACGGGGUGCAAGCGUCCCAAACCUCAAGGGAUCCUCUGGAACAAGAUCAGUCAUGAAACACUUGCAAAGAUCCCAGUCCUCAAGAACCUUCGCUACAGAGAGAAACAGGGAGGCAAAGAUGUUACCCUCAAAGAUGAAAGGCCUGGCGAUCUCACUGUGGUCCAGCCAGCAAGAAAAGCCAGUAAGACUAGGCUGGAAAGUUCCAGGUUGCAGGGGGAGGCUCACCAGAUCCUUGAGAGACCGGAGAAGGAGCCUUUAUCAGACAAACCAGACUUGCCUUGCACUCCCACCACUGUGUAUGUGGGUAACAUCUCUCAAGGGACCAGAGUGAAUGAGUUAAAGGAGGUUCUCCAAGAGCACCACGUAACUCCCAUGCGGCUCACCUGGCAUGGAGCACGGCAUCAAGCGUUCCUCACUUAUAACGAUAAAUCCACAGCAGAUGCUGCCAUGGCAGCUCUCCAAGGGUUAAGCCUGAGAGGCCGCCUGCUGCGGAUUGAACUGGCUAGGAACCAGCCCUAGCCCCAUGGCUCACAGCACCCCAAUGGAGUAACAAACAGGAUGGCUUACAAUGUGAAUUCUAGGGUGCUUAUGAAAAAGAGCACUCUCGCCAGGUCUUGGCAGAUGCCGGUUCCAGGAUGGAAUGCUCUUCAUCCAUGUCUGACUUCCAUACAUGUACUCAAAAUAUAUUCUUCCCUAGCAAGGUGGAGUUACCUAUAAAAGAGUAUUUGGCACCUGGUCAAAACAAGGAUCCACCGCUUUGGAGGAAGUGGUGGUACACCUUGUGUACAUGGUAGGACAAUGAGUUGGUUUAAAUCUGGAAGUGGUAGAGUGGUCUAGAGCAUUCAAGAUGUGGGAAGCCCUUAGUUUGAAUAUUGCCUCUUGAUUAGAAAUCUAGAACCUCAAGAAUGGUUCUGCCUUUGUCCACUCCCUCUGGAAUGCUUCUACCUUCAGGGAUAUGUGUUUGUUUCUUAUGAAGUGAACAUUUUUUCCCCCAUGAUGCCUUCCUCUAUACCAGUGGUCCCCAAACUGUGCUCUUUCAGGGAUUUUGGACUUCAGCUUCCAGAAUCCAAGACAAUUUGCCAACAUGGCUGAGGCUUCUGGGAGCUGAAGUCCAAAAUCUCUUAAAGAGCACAGUUUGGGGACCACUACUCUAAACCUUUUCCCUUGUGCUGUGCUGGCUUCUGUGUCAGUGGGUCAGGAAAUCUGCUCUGGGUUGUCCUCUAAACUUUCAAUGAGCUGUCCUGAGUGUUGAACAACAUCACAAAAAUAGGCUCAGUGCCUUGGAUCACUCUUUGAAGUUUGGCUAAAACCCAGAGUGGCCCCAUUGAGAUGGAAGCCACCAGCUGCUACUGUCUGUCCUAUAGCAAUCUGAAGAAAAACGGUGCCCUGCCACUACUUCACAACCUUUGGAGCCCUCAUUCUGUUGCAAGCAGAAACCAGUUUCCCCAUUUCAACUUUGAACCCCCUGCCAGGAGAAACCAGUUUGUCACACUUGCAGACAUCCUCUUUGGCCACCAAAUUGCUUCAUGAAUCAAAAAUGUAUUUGGCUUGUGGUUUUUGUUUUUCAUCUAUUGCUAUUCUUCUUUCUAGCCUUCACUUACAAGGUUGUCAUUUUCAACUACCAACUAUAAUUAUUGCUUUUUACAUACAAAAGGGCUUUCUCUGCAAGGAGGGAAGUGCUGAUAUGAGGAAUAAAUUUAGAAGGCACACUUCUCUCUGCAAACUCAA
This is a messenger RNA of Sceloporus undulatus (fence lizard), 2485 nucleotides long. RefSeq names its product methenyltetrahydrofolate synthetase domain containing (gene MTHFSD). Gene Ontology annotation, cellular component: cytoplasm. The transcript has 8 exons. The record is from RefSeq and is a predicted model, not a curated record. Bases 107 to 1276 code for a protein of 389 amino acids. Lineage: Eukaryota; Metazoa; Chordata; Lepidosauria; Squamata; Phrynosomatidae. Gene Ontology annotation, molecular function: RNA binding.